AUGGCCAAUUCUUCGCGAUACUCCCCCGUUUUGGAGACGAGUCGCAUCUUCUCUAGUCUAUGUGACCAGGCGGAGCGACUGGGCUUGCCUUCAGAUGUGCAGGUCAAUAAGGACCGCGUUUCUUUCUCAACUAGUCACAAUGAGAUUUACUACCCGAUCCCGUUCAAGGAGACAGAAACCUUGGCCGCAUUGAAGGGUGUCGAGGGAGCUGUAGCUGCCUCUCUUGCGGAUCUGCGAUUUGGUGCAGGCUCUCAGCCACGUGGUGUUCAGGUUAGCCUGGAGGGUGCAACUGCAUUUGGAUGCCAAGCAUAUAUGGCGAAGAUUGCCGGACUAUCAAAGCUAGAUCCUAGUGUCAAGUCCAAGCUCAAGGAUACGGAUCUGCUGGCUGCUCAGUCGAAUCAAUAUCGACGCAUGUCGGCUAAUCUGUACAAGACUAAGAACCCUGGCGAGUUCUAUCACAUCCAUGGUUCUUUGGAAGCUACUACCACAUUGAACAUGAUUGGUCUUGAGGGCCAUCGACCUGAUUUAAACGAUUAUGAAGAAAUCAUCAAGGUUAUUGAGAGCCAUGUGCAGAAAUACACAGUCUCUGAACUUGAGGAGAUGAACAAGGAACGCCGACAAGCUGGUGUUUCGGCUUUGAAGCACGAGGACUUUAUCAAAACUCCCCACGGAAAACUCAACGUGGAAGAGCCAGCAUGGAAGCUUGACCAGCUCCCAGGAAACCUUCCCCCAACUCCAUUCCCGGUUAACCGUACCGGCAGUAAGAAGCUUCUUGAAGGGGUUAAAGUCCUUGAACUGUGCCGUAUCAUUGCAGGUCCAACAGUCACACGUAUUCUGGCCGAGUAUGGUGCCGACGUGUUGAAGAUUACUAGCCCCAACCUCUCAGAUGUGCCUUUCUUCCAAGUUGACGGAAAUAUGGGUAAGCACGCUGCAGACCUUGAUCUGAAGACCGAAGCUGGACGUCAAGAGUUCGAAAAGCUCCUUGUCGAUGUAGACGUUAUCGUGGAUGGCUACCGACCCGGCGCUUUGGAGAAGCUUGGCUAUGGCCCCAAGGCUGUCGCUGCAUUGGCCGAGAAGCGUGGCAAGGGUAUCGUCUACGUCAAUGAGAACUGCUUCGGAUAUGAAGGUGAGUGGGCUGGAAGGGCUGGAUGGCAGCAGAUUGCCGACUGUGUCACUGGUAUUGCUUGGGCUCAGGGCCAGUUCAUGGGCCAUGACCACCCCGUCGUGCCUCCCUUCCCCAUCUCCGACUACGGAACUGGCUGCAUGGGAGCCAUCGCCGCCCUAUCCGGCCUCUACAAACGCGCCAAGGUCGGUGGAUCUUACCAUGGCAAGGCCUCAUUGAUGCACUAUGAUCUCCUUCUUUUCGCAAUGGGGCAGUACUCAGACGAAGUCAAGGAGGAGCUGCGUGCGGCUCAGCCAGCUGAAUUCUUCAAGCUGCGUCACUGCGAUAGCGUCGACAAGAUCUCGUCCACUGUUCUCAGGGGCAUGCAAUCUCGCUUCCCGCACUUAUACAUUGACCCUGAUACCAAGGCUGAGGGACAAAAGGCACUGACAGAAAAAUGGUUCGCGCACGCCUACGACGCCGAGAUCGAAGUUGUGCGGCCCGUUGCUGUUGUUGCGGGUGUGGAUAAUCAGUUCGUGCGUGCAAGCCGGCCUAAUGGUGUGGAUCGGCCAAACUGGGAGGACUUCAAAGUAAAUGGAGAAGGAGAGGCAGAUGUUAAGAAGGCUUGA
This is a messenger RNA of Penicillium taxi, 1731 nucleotides long. RefSeq names its product CAIB/BAIF family enzyme. The record is from RefSeq and is a predicted model, not a curated record. The transcript is spliced from 4 exons. The coding region runs from base 1 to 1731 and encodes 576 amino acids. NCBI's taxonomy places the organism in Eukaryota, Fungi, Ascomycota, Eurotiomycetes, Eurotiales, Aspergillaceae. Gene Ontology annotation, molecular function: catalytic activity.